ACCCCCCCGGACCACAGCCCCAUCCUGGCCCCAGCGCCAGCGCUGCACCCUCGUCCUUCAGCUCUGACAACAGCUCCAGCUGCUCCUGUGAGUCCUGCUGCCCCUCCUCCCCCUGUAGCUCUUCCCUCUCCGCCCCCGUGACCUACGAGACGGACACCAGCCGUGCCUCCACCCCCAGUGACGCUCCACCCACAAUGUUGUCCGAGUAUGCAACUGCCACUGUUGUGAUGGAGACAGUUGUCACAGAAACGCCAGAGACGGUUGUCACAGUAACUUCAGAGACAGGUGCAGAAGGUGCUAACAGCAGUAGGACAGCUGUUGUUGCUGAGGCAUUGAUUGUUGCCACGGUAAUCUCUGAGGACGUCAGCCCCGGACAGUCUCCUGACUCUGUACUGGUGGACUACAUUCUGGAUGCUUCCAUGGAAACCGUUACUGUGGAGACUGAGGCCAGUGGUGUAGCUUCUCCAACUACUCCCAUGCUCACAGAACAGCCUCUAGUUGCCACACCAACAGAAAGUCCUCUAGUUGGCACGUCAACAGAACAGCCUAUUGUUCCCACGCCAACAGAACAUCCUCUUGUUGCCACACCUACAGAACAUCCUUUAGUUGCCACACCAACAGAAUCUCCUAUUGCUGGGACUGUCAGCCCUGGUCACAACAAACUCCUUACUACAGGCCCUGUCUCUGUGUCAACCUCACACUCUGUCCUGGACUCUGGAAUAACAGACCCUGUCUCAACCACACACUCUGGAAUAACUACAGACUCUUUCCCAACCCCAUAUUCUGUCCUGGACUCUGGAAUAACUACAGACCCUGUUUCAACCCCACACCCUGGAUUAACGACAGAGCCUGUCUCAGUCUCAACCCCACACUCUGGAAUAACUACAGACCGUGUUUCAACCCCACACCCUGGAUUAACGACAGAGCCUGUCUCAGUCUCAACCCCACACUCUGGAAUAACUACAGACCCUGUUUCAACCCCACACUCUGGAAUAACGACAGACCCUGUCCCGGUCUCAACCCCACACUCUGGAAUAACUACAGACCCUGUCCCGGUCUCAACCCCACACUCUGGAAUAACUACAGACCCUGUCCCGGUCUCAACCCCACACUCUGGAAUAACGACAGACCCUGUCCCGGUCUCAACUCCACACUCUGGAAUAACUACAGACCCUGUCCCGGUCUCAACCCCACACUCUGGAAUAACUACAGACCCUGUCCCGGUCUCAACCCACACUCUGGAAUAA
Messenger RNA from Esox lucius (northern pike), 1247 nucleotides. RefSeq names its product flocculation protein FLO11-like. The transcript has 2 exons. Lineage: Eukaryota; Metazoa; Chordata; Actinopteri; Esociformes; Esocidae. The record is from RefSeq and is a predicted model, not a curated record. Bases 195 to 1247 code for a protein of 350 amino acids.